Molecule: messenger RNA, 1388 nt
Organism: Rhinichthys klamathensis goyatoka
Lineage: Eukaryota; Metazoa; Chordata; Actinopteri; Cypriniformes; Leuciscidae
Product: arrestin domain-containing protein 3-like
Exons: 7
Coding region: 20-1231 (403 amino acids)
Biological process (GO): protein transport
Cellular component (GO): cytoplasm; plasma membrane
Source: RefSeq, a predicted model, not a curated record
AAACAUACAUAACAAUACAAUGUCAAGAUCCAUCAAAGAGCUUAUUCUCCAUUACGACCCCAUUAAUGAAAGCAAUAUUUUUACUAGUGGGGACAUUGUGGAGGGGCGAGUUGUUUUGGAAGUGACCAAAGAAAUAAAGGUGGAUACGUUUUUUGUGAAGUUCACGGGAGAUGCCAACGUGAGCUGGACUGAAAAAUCCGGUGAUGACGAAACAACCUACAGCGACCAUGACAGAUACUUCAAACUAAAGCAAUACUUCAUUCAAGAAAGCUCGAAAAAUGGACAAAGUGAAAAGAAGACCACUCUUGUAAGUGGAGAGACUUAUGGACCAGUGAUUAGACCAGGAAGUCAUGUUUUUCCGUUCAGAUUUCAGCUGCCUCAACAAAAUAUGCCUCCAUCUUUUAAAGGACAGCAUGGCUCGGUUAAGUAUGUGUUAAUGGUAAAGCUGAAGAGGUCUUGGAAAACAACAUCUACUACAUGUACGGAAAUAUCCUUUUUGCCCAGGAAUGAUGGGACCAAUGAUCAUUUACUGCAACCACAAUCUGGCACAGAAGACAAGAAGAUGAAACUUUUUGGCUCAGGAAAAAUGUCAAUGACAGUAACAGCUGACAAAACUGGCUAUAUGCAAGGUGAAACAAUCAGAGUUUCUGUUGAUAUUGACAACUCUUCAUCUCGUGACGUCAAGCUAAAGUACAGCCUCAAGCAGAAACAGACCUUCAUUGCUGGCAGGAGCACUAAUAACGCACUAAAGUAUAUAGUCAAAGAAACUAAAGAUCACAUCCCAUCUGGAGAAAAGACUAAAUCUGCAGUGGACAUAAACCUUCCAUGUGACCUGACUGUCACCAUUGAAAACUGCAGAAUUAUAAAAGUGCAGUACGAUCUCAAGGUCUAUCUGGAUGUGUCUUUUGCCUCAGAUCCAGAAGUUAUGUUCCCUGUGGUUAUUCUUCCAGCUGACCAACAAUGUCCUCCCUGGCAAGGCCCACCUGGGGGAUUCCAGCCAUAUCCGCCACCUCAGCCUAACCUUGUGCCCUAUCCUGGUGGACCGCCGCCUUCAUAUGCAGAAGUGUACCCCAAUCUGAAUGACCCUUCAGUGCUGCCCUAUCCAGGAGCUGCUGCAGGGCUUUACCCAAAUCCAAAUGCCAUGCUGCCUGUUUUCUAUCCGACUCCAUCUGCACCAGUUUAUGAUCCAAAUCAAAGCACUAAAGAAUCCUCUCCUAAUGUGCCUUAUUAGUCUUGUUCACCAGAAAAACUUCUGACUACCACUUCUGAUGUCAAUUAUAACUUCAUGGUUUUAUCUGCAUGAAUUCAAGCUUGGUGCCUAUUAUUGUGCCUCUUUAAACUUAGGACUGUUCUUAAUGUUACAAGGAAUGUACAGUAUCCACUGCAGU